AUGAGGUCACGUAGCGUCCCUGUCAGCCUGUGGACGAGGCUGUCGUGGCCCAAUCACGCGCUCAUCCCGCGCAGCACGCUCGCCCUCGGCAUAGUCUCGCUCUCCCUCACCUGCAUCGCCCUCAGCGCCUCCCUCCUCGCCUCCUCUUUCAUCCGCUCCGCUCCUCCCCCUGCCUCGCCUAGCAGCGCUCCUCAUGGCCCCUUGCCGCGCUCACGCCACAUCACAGCUGCAGAUUCAGUUAUCAGUGGAGAUAAGCCGGGUACGGCGGAAGUUCUUGGAGGUUUGGACGGGUCUGGGGUGGAGAUUCUCUCUGGAGAGAUGACGUCCCUGGCAGGUGGAAAGGAGGGGAGCAAUCCUCCUGAAAAAGCAGAGAAGAACGCUUCUAAAGAUGAAAAAAAGGGCGGUUUAAGGUGGUACGAGUGGGUGCUGGGGGCUUUUGCAAGCCCUCUGGGAGCUUUCAGUGACCUCAGGGUUCCGUAUCAUGCAGAGCAGAGUGUCCUGCCGUCGGGUCAAGGCUCCUCGAGUACGAGACGAGAAGGGCGGGUGGUGACUUCUGCUACCGAUGGAUUGGAGGCGAUGAUUCGUGGUGAUGAUGGUGGUGGUGAAAGGGGCGGAAGGGGGGAGGUUGUUGCAGGAUCGCAUGAGAAGGAGAAGAUGGCUGAUGAGGAGGAGAGGGAGGAAAAGGAGAAGGGAGAAGGGGAGGAGGAGCAAGGGGAGUCACAGCUUCGGCACGUCAUGUUCAACAUAGCCUCGUCCCGAGCCACCUUUCCGUACCGCCGAGCCUACCUGCGCAGCUGGUGGCGCCCGGGUGGGCAGGAGGAGGAGAUCCGGGGCUACGUGUGGGUGGAUGACGUGGCAGCGGUCCCGCAUGACGUGGCGUUGGACCCACCUGUGCGAGCCAGCAGCGACACGAGUCACCUGAGCUACCGCAGCACGGGGCUGAGGGAGUAUUUGCGCCUGGCGCGGAUUGUGGUGGAUGCGUACAGGCUGGGAGAGACGGGCGUGCGAUGGUACGUGAUGGGAGACGACGACACGUUCUUCAGCCCCCAUACCAUCACCACAUUCCUUGGACAAUACGACCACAAUACACCACUCUACCUGGGAGCGCCCUCAGAGACGCACUACCAGAACGUCGCCAACACGCACGGCAUGGCGUUUGGUGGGGGAGGCUUUGCCAUCUCGGCAGCGCUGGCGCGCAUGCUGAGUGACGGAGGGGCGAUGGACGCGUGUUUGGAGAGGCAUGCCGCAGUGUGGGGGAGCGACGAACGCGUGGCUAGCUGCGUGGGAGAGCUGGGGGUGUCCCUCACUCCAACCCCGGGAUUCCACCAGGUAGAUCUGGGUGGCAGUCUCUUUGGGCUCCUCAUGGCGCACCCACUACAGCCGCUGCUCUCGCUGCACCACCUUGACUUCGUUGACCCGCUGCUGCUGCCAGCUGGCAUCGCUGACCGGGCGGAGGGGCUUGCCACGCUGGCGGAGAGAAUCCGGCCGGACCCAGUCGGGUUUGCACAGCUGGCAGUGUGCGGGGACGGCGCCCAGUGGACAGCAGCCAUCUCAUGGGGCUUUGCCAUCAAGAUCUACCCCGGGGCGCGGCUGCUAUCAGAGCUGGUGAGGGCAGAGCGCACGUUCUACUCCUUUGUGGGGAGUGCCGACCCCACCGCGUUCACCUUCGAUACCAGGACACCAGAG
Molecule: messenger RNA, 1686 nt
Organism: Closterium sp. Naga37s-1
Lineage: Eukaryota; Viridiplantae; Streptophyta; Zygnematophyceae; Desmidiales; Closteriaceae
Source: the annotation of a GenBank genome assembly